AUGGUCAACGAGAAUUCUCAGGACGAGGCGCAGAAUAUCAUUGAGGAAGUCCCUCAUCAUGCUCUUUCCGCCUGGUGGUGGCUCGCAAGCACUGCGUAUCCUCUUGUAGCCGGCACUCUAGGACCCAUGGCCAGCGCGUUCAGCAUAUGCUCUUUGUCCCAGGAAUGGAGUAUGGAGUCCGAGGCGGGCAACGGACAGAUCAGGGGCAUCGGGGAUCCGGAUUGGGUCAUUGUGGUCAAUGCGAUAUCACUUGGCUGCGCCAUUAUUUCGAAUUUUGUCCUUUUGUGGGGAAUGGCGCGGCGCAUCGCGUUCUCUAUUGCGCAGCCUAUAAUCAUAAUUGGCUGGUAUAUUUCAUCCCUGCUCUUGACCUGCCUGCUGUGUAUUUUUGCAGCAUCGAAAGUACAAACCGGCUCGGAUAGCGGUAGGCGUCGGUGGCUCACUGGAUCCUACUAUUAUGGGGCUUUUGCAGCAGGGCUAUACUUUGUGCUCUCUUCCCUUCUCCUGAUUACCGUCUACGGGGCCUACCGGGGCCACUACAGCCGCGAAUUUCGACUGACGACCAGCCAGCGGAGUCUGAUGCUGCAAACGAUUCUCUUCCUUAUCUAUCUCUUCGGCGGAGCCGCCGUGUACGCAAGGAUCGAAGGCUGGAGAUAUCUCGAUGCUGUGUAUUGGGCGGAUUUUACCCUCCUGACUAUUGGUAUUGGUGACUUUGCACCCAAGACGCAUAAAGGUCGGGGGCUUUUGUUCCCGUACGCCGUUGGAGGUAUUCUGAUUUUGGGGUUGAUCGUGGGCUCCAUCCGCGCGCAGAUGCUCGAGAAGGGACGGCAGAAGAUGGCGGAAACUGUGACAGAAAGGACACGCCGGUUCCUCGUACGCGGAGCGGUAUCUGACCAUCAACGCCUACGCGAUGUGGUCCCACGCUUGCAGCCGGAAGGGGAUGAGAGCGACCGAGACCGACAACGGCGGGAGUUUCAGUUCAUGCGACGUGUGCGGCAGAUUGCCACGAUCGAGCGAAAAUGGAUCUCGCUCGCCACGUCGUUGACCGUGUGGACGAUGCUCUGGUUCCUGGGUGCGAUCGCCUUUUGGCUCCCAGGACAGAAUGAAAAGUUGACGUAUUUUGAGGCGCUGUAUUUUGCCUACACAACUUUGUUCACUAUCGGUUAUGGCGACUUUCACGCUACUUCCGAAUGGGAACGGUCAUUUUUUGUUUUUUGGACGUUGCUCGCUGUUCCGACGGUGACGGUGCUCAUUGCCAACGUUGGUGACACGAUGGUGCGGACGAUCCGCGAUUCCACCAUCUACCUUGGGGAGCUGACCAUUCUGCCUGGGGAUAAACCAAUCCGGGAAUUGAUCAAAGAUAUGUCUCGCCUUUCGUGGAAGGAGAGAUUUCUUACCGAGGCUGUCGCGGACAAGAAGCCUGACGAGGAGGACGUUGAGGAGGCUGCCACUGCUGCCGCCACGGCAGCCGAGAAUGGAGAUCAGGGUGACCAGGGAGAAGAGGAGGAGCGCAACGCGAUUGAGGCGGACGAACACAAGAAAGAAGAAUCGGCUCGAGCACGGGGGGAUGUCACUGCGGAAACAAUCCAUCACCACCACUACCUGUUAUUCCGGGAAGUACGGAGGAUGAUGGACUACGCCACGCGCAAUUUGCACAAGGAAUUCGAUUACCAAGAGUGGGAGUAUUUCCUUAGUCUCAUAGCCAGCGAAGGAGGUGAAACAGAGGGAGAGGAAGGGAAUGCGAAAUGGGAAUGGACUGGUUACAAGAGUCCGUUACUAGGACAGAAAACGGAGGUGCAAUGGUUGCUGGAGGCGCUAACCGAAGCGCUGGAGAGGGAGUUGAGAAAGGCUAGCCGGGGAUAUCACUCGCCUGAGCAGAGCGAAUCUGAACAAUAA
Aspergillus novofumigatus IBT 16806 is the source of this 1893-nucleotide messenger RNA. RefSeq names its product potassium channel family protein. Gene Ontology annotation, cellular component: membrane. Gene Ontology annotation, biological process: potassium ion transmembrane transport; stabilization of membrane potential. NCBI's taxonomy places the organism in Eukaryota, Fungi, Ascomycota, Eurotiomycetes, Eurotiales, Aspergillaceae. Gene Ontology annotation, molecular function: potassium ion leak channel activity. The record is from RefSeq and is a predicted model, not a curated record. The coding region runs from base 1 to 1893 and encodes 630 amino acids. The transcript has 3 exons.